UUGAGUUGUCAAGAUGACAGCUGAGGUGUUAUGUGAGAUUACUUCACGUUUGUAAAUAUGGAUUGGAUUUAAAAUUUAAUUAGAGAAAAUGCCAACGAACGACAAAUUAUUUUUCCACAGGGCAGUGCAUCAAUUAGCGCAAUGCCUUUCUGCAAUAAAAAAUGUUUCGUGGGAAAAAGUUCAACCCUUGUUUUCGUUAUGUCCAGUGUUGAACUCAAACGGUGGAAUCACAAUAAGUACUAGACAUCAGGAUGCGGUUAUAGCCUUAGGAAUUUUUCUUUUAGAGUCAGGUUUACAGCAUAAAAAUCGAAUAUUACCUUAUUUAUUGAAGGUAGCCAAAGUUCUCGAAAAAGCUAACUGGAGUGAUGAAAAUAAAAUAAAUAACACCGAUAGAAUCCCUGUAGCUGAAAAAUUCAGUUUCUGCCUUCACACCUUACUCAGUGACAUAGCGGUACGAAGUGAAGAAGAUUGUGAAGAAAUUAUCGACCUACAAGUGAAAUGUCUAGUUUCGAUAACUCAAAGUAUUAAAAAGUAUCAAGAAUCCGAAACACUCAGCUCAUCAACAAAACUUUUCCUGUGCAAAACUACUCUCCCGGUUCUAAUUGGACUCGCUAGGGCUUUGGGCAGAUUUUGCACUUUGGAACCACCGUUAAUAUGUCAGCUGUUUCCUGAGGAUAUUGACAAUCCUGUUAACGUUAACUCUGUUAAUAAUGGUAGCAAAGGUAGUUUUAGCAACUUUCGAUCGAUAAUUCCCAGAAGUUUGAGUGGCAAUCUGUCAAAUUCUGUCGAUGGUUAUGACACUACCGACAUUGCUUAUAAUUCGAAUUCCUUGAAACGUGGUUCUCUUAUCGCACAGAAUCUUGGGAAUUACGAUAUAACCACUUAUUUCUUUGCCAAAUUCGGUUCUUCCUUCAAUCAGUUCCCGUAUCUCAGAAUAACAGAUCCGACAGAUAGGAAGGAAAGAUUGACAUUCCCUCUGAACAAAUUACAAACGAUCCUGAGUCUCAGUAAGCAGUUGCUGACCAAAGACACGCUUAAAUUUCUAGACGAACAGAGUUUAGAAGUAUACUCAACUGGUAAAAUCAAAAUAUUUCCUUAUAAAACCUUUUCCGAAACCAUAAACUUGGUGAUGGUUACUUUGAUGAGGGAGUUGUUGCAGCCCCAAAAAGAACUACCGGUUGCCUUCACGAAAGACGUUCAAGAGUUUGUUAAAGGGUUGUACUUGAAUGGACAGACGGAGUUGCAGAGUAGGAAUCAUGAUGCCAGCGAAAGGGAGGAUAAGGAGAGUAAUUAUGCGCUGGUUAAUAAAUUUAAGGUUAACGUGAUGGCUAAUGCUGCAUGUGUGGAUCUUCUUGUUUGGGCCAUAGGAGAUGAGACAGGAGCCGAUAGUCUUUGUGGGAGACUCACAGAAAAAAUCAAUUCGAAUCAUGGAUAUCGAUUGGUGCUUGCGCAUAUGCCACUCCUUAUGGUUUGCCUAGAAGGCCUAGGUAAAUUAGCCGAAAAAUUUCCUAACAUCGCUUCAACCUCGAUAUAUUGCUUGAGGGAUUUCUUGAUAACGCCUUCACCGAUUUUAUCGAAACUUCAUAGACAAGCCAACGAAAAAAGCAACAAAGAUAACAACAUCAAAAUAACAGGUAAAUAUUAGUGGAAACACAAAAUAUUCAAUAAAUUUAGCUGUACCAUUAAUUUUCUCCAAUUCUGACUUUCCCUAGCUCAAAACGGAACAUUGAAAGUGGAGACCUCGAAAAAUCCAAGUCAGACUCAAUUAGCCUUCGAAAAACUAAGGGAUGCUGCCAUAGAGAACCUAUGCUACGCCUUGAGUGCAGCCCAUUCCCUAGAUCCAGACUGCGUGAGAGCUUUAGUGGCCAGCGUGUCAAACAGAUUGUUCACAGCUGAGAAAAGCGACAGCGAAUCAACGCUGAUAUCGACGAAUAUCGUGAUAAUGUUGGGUCACGUGGCUGUAUCCAUGAAGGGAACCCCAAAAACAACGGACACCAUACUGCAAUUUUUCCAGCAGAGGUUCUGCAGGGUCCCAUCGGCUCUGGACACCCUCAUAGUCGAUCAGUUGGGGUGUAUGAUCAUCGCGCAGUCCGAGCCCCACGUCUACGAAGUGGUCAUGAAGAUGUUCACGAUGAUCACUGUGGAGAGUAGCAGUGCCGCUUAUGGACAUGCCGGAAGUGAGAAAACUCAAUAUAGGCACGUAUCCAGGCCUGUGAUUAACGCGUUGGCUAAUAUUGCGGCGAAUAUACAGGGUGAACAACAAAUGAACGAACUACUUGGUCGGUUACUUGAACUCUUCGUCCAAUUGGGUUUGGAAGGAAAGAGGGCUAGUGAAAAGUCCCCAGGUGCACUUAAAGCGUCCAGUUCUGCUGGAAAUCUAGGUGUACUGAUACCGGUCAUCGCUGUAUUGUUGAGAAGACUGCCACCGAUUAAACAUCCCAAGCCGAGAAUCCAUAAAUUGUUCAGGGAUUUUUGGUUGUAUUGCGUUAUAAUGGGAUUCACAGCGUCUGAGUCAGGUCUUUGGCCAGCUGAAUGGUACGACGGUGUCAAGGAAAUAUCUGUCAAAUCUCCGGCUUUAAUAUCGCCCACUUCGAGUAGAUCGGAGAUGCGAGAAUUGCAGUAUACGAGCGCUGUAAGAAACGACAGCGUUUCCAUAACAGAACUGCAAGAAUUGCGUAAUCAAAUUCUGGACUUGUUGAAACAUCCUGCAGACGUUACAACCUACGUCAACAAGCUCUCCUUCGCCCAAUGCACCUUCCUUUUGAGCGUAUACUGGGUGGAAACCUUGAGGAUUCAACAUUCCGAAGAGCCCUCGUUGGUGACCAUAAUCACCGAUUACCUAAGCGAUUCAGCCCUGCAGAAGGACAAGGCGGGCAUGUGGAACUGCGUGUCGUCCGUUAGCGAGAGGGUUUUCGAGAAAUUCAUCGAGGUGAUGAAGAACAAACCAAAAAACGCUGCCAGGGAGUUGGAGCUUGAAAAACACGCCCAGUUUCUCCUCGUCGCUUUCAACCAUCCGCAUAAACAGAUCAGGAGGGUCUCGGAUAGGUUUCUAUCGAGUCUGGUCGAUAAAUUUCCCCAUCUCUUAUGGAGUCGAAGGGUUUUGUGGACAAUGCUGGAUAUACUUCAGGUGUUGUCUAAUUCUCUGAGAUUAGAUCCAAACCUAUCCACUCCGGACUUGAGGAUUCCCCAAACCCCUUGGUCUGUUCAGCUUAUGGACACCUUGGAGGCUAGAGAGGGCAUUGUCAAAGAUUUCGCAGCGAAUUCAGAACGUAUAAUCAAAGAGGCUAUAAAAUGGGCCCCACAGUGGACCAGAAGCCACGUUCAAGAGUAUAUAAACCAGGUGUUACAGUCCGAGGUGUGGCCCCACACUGGUCUGUCGAUGGCUUUGGAAUCUCUCUUACAAUUUGGCCCUUUGAAUCUGUACAGUUCACCGUUGAGCGUGAGCACUCUGGAAAAAAGGCCCAAAUGCGUUAAAAGUGAUUCUUCCAAGUUGAUGCUGACCAGUUCCAUGAGGGCUAAGUAUACCGGAGAGGUUCAAGGGAUGAUGACCGUGUAUAAUUCUCAUCCCGGUGAUCUGGACGACAUUAUAUUGAAGAAAGUAUGGAAGUCUUGCAAGGAAAAACAGGAUCAUCUCCAUAACGAGGCUCUCUGGCAGGCCACUGCUCUCCUGAUAUCGAACAAGGAGCUGAACAGGAACCUUUUGCACUGUAUUACUUGGUCCCAAGUGGAGCUGUUCACCGAAGAAGCGAUGAGAACGGCUGUAGAGUGCUGGCAGUGGCUGAUAACCUCCAAGCCCGAACUGGAGAUAAGAUUCCUGCAAGACAUGGUGGCCGCUUGGAAUUUCACCGUUCACAAGAAGCUGGGAAUUUUCUCGCCUGGUUUGAGCGGCACCAGUCCCUUGGCUGCCUUCGAAGGUUGCGAUUUGUCGACACAUCCACCAUUUAUCAAACCACACGCUAUAUGGGUGCAAUUUAUCUGUGAAUUGGUCGAGACGGUUAAGUACAGCAGUUACGAGAAAGUGGAGAUGUUGGCCGGUCUGAUCCAUCGAUCUCUGGCCAUGACGGUUGGUGUUAUGCCCCCCAAUCAGACCAGACAUGUGGCUGCGAUAGGCGUGAGAUUCAAGUUGUUAACUUGUGGGUUAUCGCUCCUUCAAGGUGAUAUUUUACCUAAGAGUUUAGCCAAGAACGUACUGAGGGAACGGAUAUACUGCAGCUGUCUCGAUUAUUUCUGCAAAACCGUUACUUGUCCCACUCAGAGUGCCCCCGAAUUGAGGGAAGAUAUAACGACUUUAGUGAGGUUCUGGCAGACCCUACACUCCGACAAGAAGUACUUGAAAGCCAGCGAUGUGGGAGGUCGGUGAUUUAACCUAACUCAACCGGUUAAUCCUUAUCGAAUUUCCCUAAUUGCAGAUUUAGACCUCGGAGUCACCCCUGCAAACAUGCCGAAUGCCACCCUGAACGAAUUGGUGAAGCCUGGUACAGUCAGUGCUACGGGAAGCAUAACUUCCGGUUGGAUCAACACCGUCCCCUUGUCGACCAGCACCAACACCCUGAGUAAGAGAUCGGCCAAGUCCACCAACACAAGGAAACCUCCCAUGGCUGACGGAUUCAUUAAAUGCUACCUUAAAAAGAGGAAUUUGAUAUUGGAACUGUUGGCCGUGGAGAUUGAGUUUUUGAUCGCUUGGCACAACCCGACAGGUAGGACUGAGUGGUUGAUUCCCGGGGAAGAUAAUAUAGCCUCUUGGAGGGCUAAGACUAUAACGGAGAAGCAGUGGCGGGAUUACACUAGGUUAGCUUGGGAUAUAUCGCCAGUUUUGGCUGUUUAUCUUCCAACCAGGUUCAGAAUGAAUGAUGCUAUUAUCAGCGAGAUAAAGCAUCAAGUUCAGUUGGAUCCUGUGUCGGUUUUCCACAUACCGGAGGCUUUACAGUAUUUAGCCACGACAGAGAACAUACUUAACGACAACAUAAAACUGGUCCAUAUGUUGACCUGGUCCAGGAUUUCACCGAUUCAAGCUCUAGCGUACUUUAGCAGACAAUCCCCUCCACAUCCAAUAACCGCCCAAUAUGCAGUAAAAGUACUUAGUUCUUACCAGGCAGACGCCAUACUAUUUUACAUUCCACAGAUGGUACAAGCGCUAAGACACGAUACUAUGGGGUACGUGACAGAAUUCAUCAAAUACAUAGCGAAUAGAUCUCAGAUAGUCGCCCAUCAGCUCAUAUGGAACAUGAAGACGAACAUGUAUCUGGACGAGGAGAUGACACAGAAGGAUCCUGUGCUUUACGACGUUCUGGAAAUUCUGAUCAAUAAUAUCAUACAGAACUUCUCGGGGGCUUCUAGACUGUUUUACGAGAGGGAAUUCGACUUUUUCGAGAAGAUCACCAGUAUCUCUGGGGAGAUUAGGCCCUACCCUAAGGGUCCGGAACGAAGGAGGGCCUGUCUCGAGUGCCUAAGUAGGAUAAAAGUUACUCCGGGGUGCUACCUGCCCAGUAACCCCGAAGCCAUGGUGCUGGACAUCGAUUACAAGAGCGGUAUACCAAUGCAGAGUGCAGCCAAGGCACCCUACCUGGCCAGGUUCAAGAUAGCCAAAUGCGGUCUCAACGAAAUGGAGAAAAUGGCCAUGGCUAUUUCCCUCAAUCAGUGGACCGAAGAACAAAGCGUGGGUAUGGAAACAUGGCAAUCUGCGAUUUUUAAAGUGGGUGAUGACGUGAGGCAGGAUAUGUUGGCGCUUCAGGUUAUUGGGAUCUUCAAGAAUAUUUUCCAGAGCGUAGGGUUGGAUUUGUACCUGUUUCCUUAUAGGGUGGUGGCAACGUCUCCCGGAUGUGGAGUGAUUGAGUGUGUCCCGAAUGCGAAAUCUAGAGACCAACUGGGUAGACAGACGGAUAUAGGGAUGUACGAGUAUUUCUUGAAGACUUACGGUGAUGAGAGCACCAAGGAAUUCCAGAAUGCGAGGAGGAAUUUCAUAAUAUCGAUGGCUGCGUAUAGUGUGGUGGGAUUCUUGUUGCAGAUUAAAGAUAGACACAACGGUAACAUCAUGCUGGAUAAAGAUGGACAUUUAAUUCACAUUGAUUUCGGAUUCAUGUUCGAGUCUUCCCCAGGGGGUAAUCUUGGUUUUGAGCCCGAUAUAAAAUUAACCGAUGAAAUGGUCAUGAUUAUGGGUGGUAAAAUGGAAGCAGCACCUUUCAAAUGGUUCUCUGAACUUUGCGUUCAGGCUUACCUUGCGGUCAGGCCUUACCAGGAUGCAAUUAUAACUUUGGUUUCGUUGAUGUUGGAUACAGGACUUCCAUGUUUCCGUGGUCAAACUAUAAAACUUCUACGGGGUAGGUUCAGUCCGGGUGCUACAGACAGGGAGGCUGCUGCAUAUAUGCUGCAGAUUAUUCGUAAUAGUUUCCUAAACUUCAGGACCAGAACUUACGACAUGAUACAGUAUUAUCAAAAUCAAAUACCCUACUAAAACAACUGUAACAAGUGUGCAUUUAUCUUCCAAAGUAAAAUAGAUAUUUAGGUGAUUUUUAAAUGAUUCCGGUGUUCAAAAUGGAGAAUUCAUAGUUAUACUUAAUGUUUAAUAUCUCUAGUCGUUGAUUUUUGGAAGUGUUUUACUAACUGUUAUCGAUUUGUUGAAAUGUUUUCUCUCUCUCUCUCUUCCAUUUUAUAGUGUCUGUUUAAUCGGUGAAUUGUCCAUGUUUACUUAAUUUAAUUUGUUAACCCGGUAUUUUAUUGUUUAUAGUUGUAAAUAAUGAUGAAUUUACUCAAAGUUAUUUUAAAGUGGAAUAAAAUGUUCUUGCCAUA
Messenger RNA from Coccinella septempunctata (seven-spotted ladybird), 6786 nucleotides. RefSeq names its product phosphatidylinositol 4-kinase alpha (gene Pi4KIIIalpha). The record is from RefSeq and is a predicted model, not a curated record. Lineage: Eukaryota; Metazoa; Arthropoda; Insecta; Coleoptera; Coccinellidae. Gene Ontology annotation, cellular component: plasma membrane; cytoplasm. Gene Ontology annotation, biological process: phosphatidylinositol phosphate biosynthetic process; phosphatidylinositol-mediated signaling. Gene Ontology annotation, molecular function: 1-phosphatidylinositol 4-kinase activity. The transcript is spliced from 27 exons.